AUGAAGAAGCUUCAACUUUUCUACGCGAUCACUUCAGGCAAGUUCUUAGCCAGUGGCAGGAGAAGGUUUGGGAUUCAGUUGAAGCCAAUUCAAAGAGUACUUCAAUUUCACGCCGUGGAAAACCAUAAAAUCACAACGAAAAAUCAACAUUUUUACACUGAGGUUAAACUCGGACUGAAUUUUGCAUUUAAGGCGUUUAACUGCAACACUAAAGACACUGCAUACGACCAAUGA
Molecule: messenger RNA, 234 nt
Organism: Echinococcus granulosus
Lineage: Eukaryota; Metazoa; Platyhelminthes; Cestoda; Cyclophyllidea; Taeniidae
Exons: 1
Coding region: 1-234 (77 amino acids)
Source: RefSeq, a predicted model, not a curated record